AUGAAACUCACAGCUUUACUCUUUGCUGCAACAGCCUGGGGUGCUCAACACCAUCACCGAGAUACUACAGACAACGGCAUCGACCUAGGUGCAAUCUCGAGCGCACUUGGGAAUUUGAUGGGCAACCAAACAGCCAGCGCGAACUUUGCCAACAUCUCGCCGCCGCCCAAGUCUCUCAUUCCGGAGAUCCUAUCGGUGGUGCCCGUGUCUGUCAUCUGGGAACUUAUCAACCCAGCAGAGCGGAGUUCUCUCGCCAGCCAAUUCAAGGCUGGCACUACCCCGGCCUGGUACACUGCCCUUCCAUCGGAUGUGCAAGACUACAUGUCGGUGGUCAAGUCGCAGAUCUCGGCGGGGGCAGUGACGGCCACAACAUCGGAACCGAACACGGCAGCAAAUACAGGGACUGCAGCGAUAGCCACUGCGACCUCCACUUCUGGAGGGUCAGCAAGUUCGACCUCAUCUAAAGGUGCGGCUGGACAGGCUCCACAGCCCACAGGAUUGACCGUGUCGGCGUUGGGGGCGCUGGGAGUGCUUGGACUAGCACUGGCUCUGUGA
Penicillium mononematosum is the source of this 555-nucleotide messenger RNA. RefSeq lists its product as uncharacterized. The record is from RefSeq and is a predicted model, not a curated record. Bases 1 to 555 code for a protein of 184 amino acids. The transcript has 2 exons. Lineage: Eukaryota; Fungi; Ascomycota; Eurotiomycetes; Eurotiales; Aspergillaceae.